Molecule: messenger RNA, 2161 nt
Organism: Vitrella brassicaformis
Lineage: Eukaryota; Vitrellaceae
Source: the annotation of a GenBank genome assembly
UGUCUGUUAAGUUUUGAACGAGUGAAUGGGUGCGUGUGCGUCCAAGAUGGCAUGCAUGGCUCAUACGAUCUAGCCAACCACCCAGAGAGAGAAUCACCUCUACCUCUUAAGUUUGCGACCUUCAGUCGGUGUCAGUGUACGGAGCCUCCGCACUGAGCCAUCACAGUGCUGAGGCCACGUACACGGAGCCCGAGCCAAGGACGCAGCCGCAGACAGAAUCCCACCAAACGAGACACAUCAAGUGCACACGGGUCACGGGCGGACAGCAUGUGCAAUGGCUGCCUGGCUAACAUGACAUGGGUGCCGGCCGCUCUCUUAUCUUCUGUCUGCCUGCCUGCCUGCCUGCCUGCCUGUGUCUUUUGGUGUCCUUCGCCCACCGCUCACACACGGAGUCUGUGUGAGGGAAGACUCCGUGCAUCAGCGGUGACCGACCAGACACACGCAAGUGACACUUUCCUUCCUCACUCACUGCACAGCACAACCCCGCACCAGCCAGCCCCCCAGAGCAACCGAUAGGGAAAAAGAGCCCCAGCCCUCUCUUCCCCCUGACGCACCGCACCAUCCGUCCCGUCCCUUACACAUGAGAGUUGGUGUCAUGUCACACUCACUGAGUCCGUGUGUCACCAGUAGGUGUAUCUGUAUCUCUGCUUCAUCUCCUUCUCCGUGUCGAUGGUCCGCUGCAGCAGCCGCAGCGUCUUGGUCGGCAGCUGCCGGAACUCACCCUCACUUAUCAGCCCGUCGCCGUCACCAUCCAGGGAGCCGAAGGUGGCUGCCGUGGGGGCCUCCUCGCCGGCCAGUCCCCAGAUGCCCAGGCGCUUCCCCAGCCGCACCACAUCCAUAAACCUGCACGUGCCACACGUGCCACAAGACAUACGCGACGUGGCGAGAGGCUAUCUGGGGAUGGUUGUGCUACUUACUCGUCGAGGCUGAUCUGGCCGUCGUUGUCGACGUCGAUUUUGUGGAAGGAGCGGCGAAUGAUGGACUCGACCUUAUGCACCGACAACUGGCAGACGGACAGACGCACCGGGGGAGGAACCGGGGAGGAAUGUUAUGACCUGUCUUCCCCCCUUGCUGUGGUGGGGUAUGUAUGAGUCUGUGUGUGUGCGGUACCUACCUGCAGUGGUCCCCGCUCGGCCUCCAGCCGCCCCAGCCUCUGUGCCAGGAGGUGGUCGAUGGCCAUGAGGAAACGCGGGAAUGUGCGCUGCAACUCGGGCAACUCAACGGGCUGAACACACACAGCACACCACAGCACAGCACGAGUUGAUGUGACUGACAUUCCUCUCCUUCCGUCCCGUCCUGUGUGUCAUGCAUGCAUUCAGGCCUUACUCGUGUGGGGUCGUCGAGUCCCACUUGCGCGAGGGCGUCGAGCACCUCACGACCGCUCAUACCAAACUGCGAAAAUACGACGUUCUCGUGGACUAAAUACCUGCAGGAAGGCGCAGAAUAAGAGACGCAGAAUAAACAGAUAGAAGCGGCCCCUUGCCCCCCCAGGUCAGCUCACAUCAUCCAAUCGUAUGUGUUUUUGGGUUUGUCGACCUCCGGCGAGGCGCCGCUCAGCAGCAGACUGCACUUAUCCCCCGCACCAUCACCAGCAGAGGCAGAAACCGCACCAGACGAUGCGCUCGCCGAUGCGGACGAGGAGCUGCUCUGGUCCGGCUGCUGCUGCUGCAGCUGGAGGGCUUCGGCGAUCUUCUGCCUCGCGUCCUCCACCACCUCGAUUUGCGAAAUGAGCGCCUCCAAACGCAUGAUGCUGCUCGGCGGACUAUCCGAGGGACCUGCAUGACAUGCCCCAGACACACAAGAGAGCGAAGUCAUGAGACACAGACUUGCCAGUGCGCAUGCGCGAGUGCAUAUACCGUCGGUCAUGUGGCUGCUGGUGGUAGUGGAGCGACGCCUCUUAUCCCCCCUGAAGAUGCAGCUCGGCGCCUUGGAGAACUCCGGGCUCAUCGAGUGGUCGUCCGGGAUGCGGGGCAUGCCGAGGCCGCAGCACUGGUAUCGCAAACGCUCACGCACCCACCGCUCGGGACGUUCCGAGUCGGGGGACUCAUCCCCAAGGACAGCAUCGGCAGGAUCCGCACCAUCGGGAAGUGGUGAGGAUGUCGAGGCGCCCAUUGCUGCAACAGACGUUUGUGUGCCGAAUCACGUACUGAAUCAGACGCUG